This is a messenger RNA of Fusarium venenatum, 2955 nucleotides long. The record is from RefSeq and is a predicted model, not a curated record. Lineage: Eukaryota; Fungi; Ascomycota; Sordariomycetes; Hypocreales; Nectriaceae.
AUGCCACAGCAGAAGACGAAGGGCGAGGCAGAGACCUCAGAAAGAUCCACGUCCUCGGUCUUCACAGGCCAUAGCUACAGCAAAGAAUGCGUAGUUUUCUUUGGUGAUUGCGGUCACAUCCUCGCUAGCAACAAAGCAUUCGGCAUACCAACAAAGCUCACAUCAAAGCUUGCAGUGGUUUUGAACGCUGAUAGGGACCCCGUCUUCCGAUUCUUGAUUAAUUUCCCGCUUGGUGAUGCUCAGAUAGCCAACGAGAACGCCGGAUUUGGCGUCAAAUAUCAAUUUGAUCAUACUUUGAACAUUGUUGCUGCAAUUGAUCAACACACCAUCGAAGUCCAGUUCCCCCGUGAUUUGACGCAGGUCACAUGCGAUGCUGCUCCACAAUCUGUUGUUGACCGAUUUCCCAAUGCCAAGAUUAGGGGCAGAGAAUAUCUGACCAUCGUGAGGGUCUCUAUCAGAACACCAGUGACUGUGAUAGGCUUUGGUCCCUUCUGUAGUCCAGAUGCUGAGGUCAACGGUUGGGUCAAUGACAACCAGCCUAUCGGCGACGGAGGCGAUCUACAGAGCUUCCUCCGGCAGAACGAGUUCACUUUCCUAUUGAACGACGCCGCGAAACACAUUGUGAACAGAGUCAACCCGGAGAGACUUCCUGGGCUCUUUCGAUUUCCUUACGGCGAUGAUCAAUCUUGGGAUGUGGUCCGACUAGGCGAGGAAGCCCGGACUAUCAAGGGUCAUCGAUUCCGGCCCCGACACAGCCAUCCCAAUGAUCUUAGUCUUGUGACAGCUCUUGUUCAAGGAACAUCUCAGGAUAUCAUGUGGUUAGAGGAUUGGCGUGCUGAGAUUUCUUUAAUUCUGUUCCCAGCCUAUUUUAUCCCCAUUGAGGACGACUCUACUCAAUGCUUUUACUUGAUCAUCGGAUUGAACAAGAACCUUCUAAGCUACUAUGACCAAGCAUGGCGGCGUCUUUCGAAAAAAGGUCUCCUCAAUGUUUGUCUAUUCGAAAGCCCUGCUGAUGAAACGUUGUAUGAACGUUGGCAAGCAAAGAUUAUGAACCAUCCUGAGCUUUUCUUACUUGUCAGACGGCCGGUACAGGAUUCUGACACGAACUACGGUCACAAGGUUACUGCAGCGAACCUGCUUCUACAUAAUGCCGUCCCUGUUAACUUUACGCAAUUGGGUCUCCCAUCGGAUCACGACAACUCGUCCGUGGUGAUGCAAGAGGACGACAUGAACAGCACCGAGAGGGCUGUCUUAGCCAAUGUUCGAGACCGCAUGGACUUGCAGCGAGCUCUCAUGCGCGGAAAAGGGUUUUUCGAGUGGAUGUCGAAGCCAGAAACGGAUAUUGAGCAGAGCCAUUCGAUGGCGCUUCGCCAACUGCCUCUUCACAACUUUCUCAACGCCAUUGACAAGGAAUACGCUGAAGCCAUCAUCGACGAAGCGCUUCCUCAAGAUCGAGCUCGCUUUCGUAAUUACCUAGAGCGCCGCCCGCUUGGUCUUGGUAUCGUCACAGGUGGACCUGGCUUUGGCAAGACCACCAUUGCAGCCGCUAUUACUCUUGCGAUGGAAGCAUCGCUUGGCAACUUCUUUGCGUCCGCCCCUACGAAUGUCGCUGUUGACAGUUUCGCCUCACGUAUCGAGAGUCGUGGCCGUGCCAUAACAGCCCGCUACAAUGAAGGUAAAGAGACUAUGGGGAAGACUCCCAAGGCCCUGCAUAGACUUGUUGUUCGCGUCUACAAGCACAAGGAUGAAUGCGUGGCCUUUCUUAGGCUUCUCGAAAACCCCAAUGACAGUGAUUCCAUUUCCCCGGGAUCAGUCUUUCGGAAUCCAUCGAAAUGGAAGCUGCAUCUAUCAAGUACUUGCUGGCUUCUUAUGGUCCUUUACUCGCCUAUCGUUAGGCCGCUACACCCCAAAGAUGCCCUGACUUUGCACCGUCUGCAGCGGGAAAUCGAGGCUUUGCCUGACCUUGCGAGUCUCCGUGCCUUGGCAAAACAGGAGGCUUCUUGGGAAGAAGCCCGCAAAGCCACCGAAGAAUUUGAGAUCUGUAUUUCGAAAGCUCAAGACCAUCUCAAGGGUAUUCCCGCAAGGGCCGAUAUCCUGUGUGCAACUCCUGCCGCUUCGGUGAAUGAUAAACGUGUUCUGGCCUUCAAGCUUCGUACCUCAGGUUUUGCUAUUGAUGAGGCCGCCAAUAUGACAAGGACCGACCUCUUGUGUGACUCCAAGCACCCGCUGAAGGAUGCACCCGCAGUGUACAUCAACCGCUUUGCAUUAGGCGCCUGGAUCUCGGCUUUGGAAUACGUGCAAGCUGCUGGUAUCCCGACAUUACGCCUGAAAACGCAGCUUCGCAUGGCGAAGGGUAUAUUUGACACCGUUUCGGAUGCCAUGUAUCCUGAAGUGCUUUUCUCAUAUCACGUGUCCCGGAGCGUCGAAUACUCCUCCGAAUUCAAAAUUGGUCUCGAAUUCGAGUCCUUUGCUCGAGCUCGCUACCCUGAUCUUGCCCCUUCCCCAGUGGGUACCCUCAAGCCCUUCUUCGUUCACUGCAAAGGUGUCGCUGUUCUCAAGGAUAAGAAGAGCGGAUCCAAGCGAAGUUUCAGACAGGUCAGGAUUGCUCUAGACUUUAUCCUAGACUUUGUAGUUAGCAGAAAUAUCGACCCGACCCGAAUCUCGCCGAUCACGCCGUAUGCAGCUAACUUGGAUCUAAUCAACAGACUUCUGAAAAGGGAGAAGUACGCUGCUUUAUCAACAAUGCCCAGGGCUUCAACAAUCGACUCGAUCCAAGGUCAAGAAAAUGACAUCGUUGUCGCUAUCACAGGAACAAAUCAAGACGUGGGUCCGGGGUUCACUGCGGACCCACGACGACUUAACGCGAUGCUCACCCGGGCCAAAUGCGGUCUUGCAAUCGUUGGAGAUAUCCGCGUAGCCAAACGCACUGAGCGCAAUGGCAACGUCAAAGGCUGA